This is a messenger RNA of Haliotis rubra (blacklip abalone), 3781 nucleotides long. RefSeq lists its product as uncharacterized. Gene Ontology annotation, cellular component: cytoplasm; nucleus. The coding region runs from base 88 to 3636 and encodes 1182 amino acids. NCBI's taxonomy places the organism in Eukaryota, Metazoa, Mollusca, Gastropoda, Lepetellida, Haliotidae. The transcript has 10 exons. The record is from RefSeq and is a predicted model, not a curated record. Gene Ontology annotation, molecular function: protein binding.
GAUGACAGGGACACACACAAUGGGGGAUGCACCCCAGCAGACCGCAGAACAGACAGUGAUGAAGACACGUCAUCAGACGUUGAACAUAUGGAACCUGUAGGUAUUGCCAGGGGCUGCCCACAAGGAGCAAGUGAAGGAGCCGGCAUGGAGGGUGCAGAAAACAGGGAUGUUGAUGAAGAGAGUGGCGGAUCUAGUGAUGGCACAGACGAGGAAGAAGGGGAUGGGAUACAAGACAUGUCACAACUUGGUGCAGGUGCUGUAGCGGUCAAAUUCCAGACUGUUCGUCAACAGUCAUAUCAGCUUGUAGGUAAAGAUACGAAGUCACUAGUACAACACAUUGUGGGAUGUUGUCAGCCAGCACAGGGAGAAAUAACAUCAGCACCACAGCAACAACAACAACUCGAACCAGGAUCAGGUGGUGAUGGUGAUGGUGAUGGUGAUGGUAAUGGAAGAGCAGAUCAACACCUGUCCACAAGUACAACUUGUGUAGUUCCGAAAACAAGUCCACAGGUCCUGGGAACAUCAGCCCUGACACCACCGUCAACAUCGUCUCGUCUGCACCAAAUACCAGGAUCUCUUGUAUCACAGAUACAGUCCUCUGGGUUGCUUGAAGUACCAAUAACUGGGGACUCUACUGGAGUCACGCAGUACAACCUUAUACAAGUACGGCAGGACUUUGGUGAUGUGACACUGAAGGGGGGCAAGAAUCUGAACAUUGGCGGAACUCAGAAUGUCGGUACAGCUCCGACCAACAAAGAGGAAGAAGAGAAACCACUGACUGCAACACAGAAGAUCAGGAAGAGGACGGCAUCCAGAAUACAGUCAUGGACAAAAGACAUGGUGGAGACAGACGCCCUCAAGCAAGUGAUAAAAAAGCUGGACAGAGGAGCGACAUGGGUGACAAUUAAAGGAAGACCAGGAGAGGGGAAGUCCACAACAGCCUACAUGGCUCUCAAAAACCUUAACAAUCAGGGGAGACAAGUAUACCAAGUUGAGUCACCAGAAGAAUACAGCGAGGUCAUGAUGGCCUGUAAGAACCCUGUAAUUAUGUUAGAUGACAUAUUCGGUGAUCUGGAAUUCGAUGCAGCUGAGUGGGCGAAGUGGAGACCACGUCUACGACCUAUGGUGGAUGUUAAACAUCCUGACACAUAUGCAGAAAAAGAUGUUUUGGGCAUUUCUACUAAAAGUGAGAAGGUUUCACAGAUGACCAAAGUUGAUCAAACAGAGGUGAAACGAGAAACUAUCAUUAUCCUCGUAGGUCGUGACUAUGUGCUGAAAUCCUCAUUGGCAGACUUGGGAAGGAUGGCAGAUUACAUUUCCAGUCCCCAAUAUGUGGUGGAAGUUUCCUCACAGAGAGCCUCUUAUGAGCGAAGGAAGAUAUUGCGUGUUCAUGCUGAAGCAAAAAACAUAGACAUCGAAGAGUCAACUGAGUCUCUGAUAUGUAAGGCAGACUGUCCACACGGCUUCCCCCAUGUCUGUAAAAUGUUUGUCGCAGCAUAUGAAAAGGAUUGGACUCACCGUGAAAUGCAAAUGUUUUUUCAAGCGCCACUGGAUUUCCUCAACAAAACUUUGAAUAAACAUUUGACAGAUAAAAUAAAGCGCUCACUGUUCAUGGCUAUAAUUAAAAGAGAUGGAAAGAUUAGUGGACAAGAAAUGGAGGAGGAUGAUAACUUCGGUUAUGAAUACAUAGCAGCUGCUGAUAAUAUGGUUGGAUCUUACCUCAAGAAGGAAGAUGACACCUACGUGUUUGAUCAUCCGUCUAUAUAUGACAGUGUUUCCUUUAUUCUCAGUACAAAACAACCAAAGUUUGUCAUUGAAAAUUGUAGUUUGUCCUUUAUAAAUCAGCGACUUCGUCUUACACCCUCCAGUAAAGAGACAAAAGAGAAAAACGUUGCUGGUGAGACAGAUCUUGUUGCAAACGUCUCAUGGACUUAUGCUAAACUUUUGGCCAGAAGAUUUGCAAGUGAAAUGCAACGGAGCAAUUUGUCGCAUGUUUUAUCACACCAGUCACUUUGUUAUUCAGACUUUGUCGACUUGCUAAUGGACUGCCUGAAGACCCAGUUUCACAUGAGUGCAUCUGAUAUUGUGAAACUAACUGAUAACUCAUCAAACGAGUCAUUUUGUGAAUUACUUUCCAGCAACAAGUCACAUCAUCUCAUCAAAUAUAUGAUGGAGGCAGAAAAUAUCUCAUUCACCCAGAGUGAAGGAAGGGACAUUUUACUGGGUGUGUGCACGAAUGCUGCAUGCGGUAUACUGAAAUACAUCAGUGGACGUAUGAAACUUGAGGUAAAUGCUACAUACGGUUGGAGGGAAAACACGCCUCUUAUGUUGGCAGCAGAAACCAGGGACAGUGAGUUUGUCAAUCAGAUUUUGUCUCUACACCCCGACCUAAAUGCAAGAGACAUUCUAGGCCAAACUGUUUUUAAUUAUCUUUGUGAAAAUGGCCAUACAUCAGCUGUGAAGCAUGCGAUUAACAUGGGAGUGGAAGUUAAUCAGUAUCGUGGACCAUUCCUGAGCCCCAGUGUGUACACUGUCAUACGGAAUGGUCACUUAGAUGUUGUGGAACUGUUGGUUAACAGAGGAUGUUACAUAGAUAACCAGGACGGUCUUAAAUAUGCUGCAUUGAGCCUGAACGCGAACAUGGUACGUUAUUUUUUAGACAGAGGAGCAGUGGUUGACAGCAGUGCUGUGUGCAGAACCUGUGAGGUCGGGAACAGACAUAUAGUUGAGAUACUGUUUGAGAAGGGUGCUACUGUUGAUAUGAUGUCACCUGAUGGAAGAGCUCCUCUUUCCAGUGCAUGUGAAGGAAACCCAGCAGUUGUCUCUUAUUUGCUGACGAAAGGAGCAAUUGUCAACCAAGCUUCAAAUGUUACAGGUAACACACCACUUCAUACAGCAGCAGGACGGAUAUCUACAGCGUGUGUUGAUGUGUUACUGAAGGCUGGAGCUGAUGUUCAUGUACAGAAUAAUAAAGGUAACACACCACUUCAUAGAGCAGCAGCAGCAAAGUGGGAAUCAACAGCGUGUGUUGAUGUGUUACUGAAGGCGGGAGCUGAUGUUAAUGCACAGAACAAUACAGGUGACACACCACUUCAUAAAGCAGCAGCAGUAGCAGCAGUAGCAAAGUGGGAAUCUACAGAGUAUGUUGACGUAUUAGGAAAGGCUGAAACUGAUGUUAAUGUACAGAAUAAUACAGGUGACACACCACUUCAUAGGGCAGCAGGACGGGGAUCUACAAAGUGUGUUGAUGUGUUACUGAAGGCUGGAGCUGAUGUUAAUGUACAGAAUAAUACAGGUGACACACCGCUUCAUACAGCAGCAGUAGCAAGGUGGAAAUCUACAGAGUAUGUUGAUGGGUUACUGAAGGCUGGAUAUGAUGCUAAUUUACAGGACAAUACAGGUGACACACCACUUCGUAGGGCAGCAGGACGGGGAUCUACAGAGUGUGUUGAUGUGUUACUGAAGGCUGGAACUGAUCUUAAUGUACAGAACAAUACCGGUGACACACCCCUUCAUAGGUCAGCAAAGUGGGGAUCUACAGAGUGUGUAGAUGUGUUACUGAAGGUUGGAGCUGAUGUUAAUGUACAGAAUAAUACAGGGGAUACAUCACAUCAUGCAGCAGCAUCAGUAGUAUAAACAAUGGGGGUACGGGACCAGCCAAUUUAAGGCAAGGAAUCAAUAAGUACCUAUUCCUAACUCAUAUUAGUUUAUAAAUCCAUAACGCAACUACUUUUUAUCUCCCCUGUAAAAAGUAUCCAUAGUCUUACUCGAAAUAUUAAGA